Nelumbo nucifera (sacred lotus) is the source of this 1820-nucleotide messenger RNA. RefSeq lists its product as uncharacterized. Gene Ontology annotation, molecular function: 5'-3' RNA exonuclease activity; 5'-3' DNA exonuclease activity. NCBI's taxonomy places the organism in Eukaryota, Viridiplantae, Streptophyta, Magnoliopsida, Proteales, Nelumbonaceae. The record is from RefSeq and is a predicted model, not a curated record.
GAGGGGGAGAAAAGGAGGGAAAGAAAAGUAAAAAAGAAAAGUUCCCAGAUUGCUAAAACAUUAUAGGUUUGCAGGCUUUGGUUUGUUUAGAUCGUCUCUGCAAAAAAUUUUACUUCCCAGGUGGGGUGUGGACAUGAGCGACGGAUAUUCUCCUCAUAGUAACAACGGCGGUGUAUGAAUAGCAGUGGUGACGGCAACGGCGGAAAUAUGACGAAGAAAGCCAAGAAGAAGGGUGGCAGUAAGAAGAAUAAGAAGAUGACUGUGGAGCAGAGUCUUGCUGCCAAAUAUGUGAGCGAAUGGGCUUUUCUGGAUUCUAAUUCCGCUUCUACUUCUUCUUCUGUCGAUGAUUUUGGGGUGCAGAGGAGUCAUAAUAAAUUUGCGGAUAGGGUGGUAUUCGAGUUACAUUCUCAUUCGACUCGUAGUGAUGGGGUUUUGUCUCCUACAGCGCUUGUUGAGAGAGCCCAUAGAAACGGGGUAAAAGUUCUUGCCUUAACUGAUCAUGAUACCAUGUCUGGCAUCCAUGAAGCCCUGGAAGCUUCUCACAAGUUUGGCAUCAAGAUUAUUCCAGGCGUUGAGAUCAGUACAAUAUUUUCUCCAAGAGGGGAGUCUGAGGCUGAGGAGCCAGUUCACAUCCUUGCAUAUUACAGCAGCUGUGGCCCCACAAGAUUUGAGGAACUAGAGAAUUGCUUGGAAAACAUAAGAGAUGGCCGUUACCUCCGUGCAAAGAAUAUGGUUUCAAAGCUAAAUAACCUCAAGAUACCUCUUAAAUGGGAGAAUGUUGUCAGGAUUGCAGGAAAUGGAGUGGCUCCUGGAAGGUUGCAUGUGGCUCGUGCCAUGGUUGAAGUAGGGCAUGUGGAGAAUCUGAAGCAAGCUUUUGAUCGAUAUCUAUAUGAUGGUGGACCUGCCUACUCUACUGGUAAUGAGCUCCUUGCAGAGGAAACAGUGGAACUGAUAUGUCGGACAGGAGGUGUGGCAGCUUUAGCUCAUCCAUGGUCUCUGAAGAACCCUGUUGCAGUUAUCAGGAGGUUGAAAGAUGCAGGCCUUCAUGGGAUGGAGGUUUACAGAAGUGAUGGAAAAUUGGCAGUGUUCAGUGACUUAGCCGACACCUAUGAUCUUUUGAAGCUUGGAGGAUCUGACUUCCAUGGUAGAAGAAGUCGUGAUGAGUCUGAUCUGGGAAGUGUGAAUCUACCUGUGCAGGCAGUGCAUGAGUUCCUUAGGUUUUCCCGACCUAUUUGGUGCAGUGCAAUCAAGGACACGCUGCAGCGUUUUGCUGAGGAACCAUCGGAUUCAAAUCUAGAGAGGAUUGUGAAGUUUGGAAAGAUCAAGUACCUUAAAGUUGGUUCAACCUUGAACUGUGGUAAGGACCUGCUUGACCUCUGCCUCUCAUCAUGGCUAACAAAUGAAGAGAGAGAGACAAUUGAUGUUGAGGUCCUCGGCUUGAAGCUUUCCCAGACUGUCAUAAAUCAGAGAGGCAUUCAGGGGCCAUUAUACCCAAUCUACGCCUCCCAAGAUCCCAGAUGGCUGAAUCCUUUGUUUAAAUGCCAAUUUUCUGUUUGAUUGGAACCAGGAGUGUUUGGGAGAAUAUCAAAUUGGCGUGUCCUCCAUUGGUUCUUAGCUUCCUACAUGGCAAUGUAGAGAUAUAUUUAGUGCAUCACAUACUAUCAAAUUGACGUGUCCUAGAACCAUUAGAUCUAUAUCUAGAUAUAAUCAUCUGUAUAACAAUGAGUCAAUCAUAAAAAAUGCUUAUUUCUAAAUUUGACCAUUGGAUGGGAAUCAGCAUAGUAAGGUGAUGUCACAUUGAAUAUAAACAUUUUAGGUAG